AUGCCUGUCGCUCUUCGACCACCACCUGGCACACCAGGCAAGGCAUGGCCAGCCAUCUUAGUUGGUUUCUUCGUUGCCUUUGGAGGUGUGCUCUUCGGAUACGACACGGGAACGAUUGGUGGCAUUCUCGCUAUGCCGUACUGGCUACAAGAGUUCAGCACAGGCUACAUCGACCCGAUGACUGGAGCUCUAGGCAUCACAUCAAAUCAAAAGUCUGAGAUCGUCUCUCUACUCUCUGCUGGUACAUUCUUCGGUGCUUUGGCCGGUGCCCCAACGGGAGACUUCCUCGGUCGUAGAUUCGGUCUGAUGGCGUCGACGAUUGUGUUUUGCGUUGGAGUCAUUCUUCAGACGGCAGCAACAGAGAUCCCAACAUUCGUCGCCGGCAGAUUCUUCGCCGGCUUUGGCGUAGGCAUGGUCUCUAUGUUGAUUCCAUUGUACCAGUCUGAGACUGCACCUAAGUGGAUCAGAGGAACCAUCGUUGGUGCUUACCAGCUCGCCAUCACCAUUGGCUUGCUCCUUGCGGCUACCGUCGACAACGCCACGAAGAACCUCAACGACAGCGGCUCCUUACCGCAUCCCAAUCGCCGUCCAACUCCUCGAAUGUGGAUCAAGCGUGGCCAGCCUGAGAAGGCUGCCAAGUCCCUCAGCCGACUCCGACGACUGGACGUCGACCACCCAGCACUGGUUGAAGAGCUCGGCGAGAUCACUGCCAACCACGAGUACGAACUGUCCCUGGGUCAGGCUACAUACCUGGACUGCUUCAAGGGCAAUCUUGGAAAGCGCCUCGCGACUGGCUGUCUCCUCCAGGCUUUGCAGCAAUUGACUGGCGUUAACUUCAUCUUUUACUACGGUUCUUCCUUCUUUAAGAACUCUGGAAUCAACAAUGCCUUCAUCGUCAGCAUCAUCACCUCCUGCGUCAACGUGGGCUCGACAUUCCCAGGCCUCUACAUGGUCGAAGCCUGA
This is a messenger RNA of Zasmidium cellare ATCC 36951, 963 nucleotides long. RefSeq lists its product as uncharacterized. Gene Ontology annotation, biological process: carbohydrate transport; transmembrane transport. The record is from RefSeq and is a predicted model, not a curated record. Lineage: Eukaryota; Fungi; Ascomycota; Dothideomycetes; Mycosphaerellales; Mycosphaerellaceae. Gene Ontology annotation, cellular component: membrane. The transcript is spliced from 5 exons. Bases 1 to 963 code for a protein of 320 amino acids. Gene Ontology annotation, molecular function: carbohydrate:proton symporter activity.